AAUCAAAGAUGUUUGUGUAUAAGAGAGAUGGACGAAGAGAGCGAGUAGCUUUUGACAAGAUCACUUCUCGCAUUAACAAACUGUGUUAUGGUCUAGACAUGAAUUAUGUGGAUCCUGCCGAGGUUGCACAAAAGGUUGUUACUGGUGUAUACCAAGGUGUGACUACUGUGGAAUUAGACAACUUGGCUGCAGAAACCACUGCUUAUCUAACAACAAAACAUCCCGACUAUGCCAUUCUUGCGGCUCGUAUUGCUAUCUCUAAUCUCCACAAGGAAACAAAGAAACAGUUUUCGUCUGUCAUGCAAGAUCUGUACGAAUAUGUUAAUCCAAAGAAUAACAAGCAUUCCCCCAUGAUUUCAAAAACUACUUUUGAUUGUAUUCUUAAAAACGCUGACCGUCUCAACUCAGCUAUCAUCUACGAUAGAGACUUCAAUUACAACUUUUUUGGAUUCAAAACUCUUGAACGCUCGUACUUGCUUCGCAUCAAUCGUAAGACUGCCGAACGUCCUCAACACAUGCUUAUGCGUGUUGCCGUCGGUAUCCACGGUGAUGAUGUUGAAGCUGUCAUUGAAACCUACAAUCUUAUGUCCGAAAAAUACUUUACCCAUGCAUCCCCCACCUUAUUUAAUGCCGGUACUCCUAACCCCCAGAUGUCGAGUUGUUUCUUACUCACCAUUGAAGAUGACUCUAUUGAGGGAAUCUAUUCCACCCUCAAAACUUGUGCCAUGAUCUCCAAAACUGCUGGUGGCAUUGGCUUGAAUGUUCACAAAAUCCGAUCCUCUGGUUCUUAUAUUGCUGGCACAAAUGGUCUUUCAAAUGGUAUUAUUCCCAUGCUACGUGUGUUCAACAACACUGCUCGCUAUGUUGAUCAAGGAGGCAACAAACGUCCUGGUGCAUUUGCCAUCUAUCUUGAGCCAUGGCACGCCGAUGUCUUUGAGUUUUUAGAUCUUAGGAAAAACACUGGUAAAGAAGAAAAUCGUGCACGCGAUUUGUUCUAUGCUUUGUGGAUUCCAGAUAUGUUCAUGCGUCGUGUCGAAAGCAAUGGCGAUUGGAGUCUCUUUUGUCCAGCAGAAGCACCUGGUCUUGACGAUGUCUGGGGUGAUGAGUUUGAUGCUUUGUACGAAAAAUAUGAGCGUGAAGGCCGUGCUCGCAAGAUCAUCAAAGCUCAGAAGUUGUGGUAUGCCAUUCUUGACUCUCAGAGUGAAACCGGCACUCCAUAUAUGCUAUACAAGGAUGCUUGCAAUCGCAAGUCAAACCAGCAGAAUCUUGGCACCAUCAAAUGCAGUAACCUGUGCACUGAGAUUGUUGAAUACUCUUCCCCUGACGAAGUUGCUGUUUGCAAUCUUGCGUCGCUUGCUUUGCCCAAUUUUGUUAUCAAGGAUACCACCGGUGCUCCUGUCUUUGAUUUUGAUAAAAUGAUAGAUACUACCAAAAUUGCAACAUAUAAUCUAAACAAGAUUAUUAAUCUUAACUACUACCCUGUUGAGCAAGCAAAACGCUCCAACAUGCGUCAUCGUCCUAUUGGUCUUGGUGUUCAAGGUUUGGCAGAUACGUUUAUUAAGAUGCGCAUGCCAUUUGACUCUCCCGAAGCCAAGAAACUUAAUAUCCAGAUUUUUGAAGCCAUUUACUUUGCUGCAUUGACUGCAUCAUGCGAGCUUGCCAAACGUGAUGGUCCAUAUGAAACAUACUCUGGAUCACCCAUGAGCAAGGGUAUCAUUCAGCCCGAUAUGUGGAAUGUGAAGGUGUCUGAUCAGUUUGACUGGCCUACUCUUCGUGCCAACAUUGCCAAAUACGGAGUGCGUAAUAGUUUAUUGGUCGCACCCAUGCCCACUGCCUCUACAUCCCAAAUUCUUGGCAACAACGAAGCAUUUGAACCCUACACUUCCAAUAUUUAUAUCCGACGUGUUCUUUCUGGAGAAUUCCAGAUUGUCAACCAGCAUCUGCUGAAAGACCUUACUGAACUCGGUCUUUGGAACGAAAGUAUGAAGAAUCGAAUCAUUUCUGCCAAUGGAUCCAUUCAAAAUAUUCCCAGUAUCCCGGCACAACUCAAGGCUAUUUACAAAACAGUAUGGGAAAUUUCCCAAAAAGUAAUUAUUGACAUGGCUGCUGAUCGCGGUGCAUUUAUCGAUCAGUCCCAGUCGCUUAAUAUCCACUUGGCCGAAGUCAACUACGGCAAACUGACUAGCAUGCACUUUUAUGGCUGGCAUAAGGGGCUCAAGACUGGAAUGUACUAUCUUCGAUCACGUCCUGCUGCUGAUGCCAUCAAGUUUACUGUAGAUAAACAAUCUUUGACUCAAGGUGCAGAGGAUAAAAACAAUGUUGUUGCUUCAGUAAAUAAUAUGACUGAUAUGCUAUGCUCUUUGGAGAACCGGGAUGCGUGCAUGAGCUGCUCGGGCUAGAUUGCUUUUUGAUAAUAAUUGGUUUAUCGUGCUCCAGGGCUUAUGGAUUGUUUUGCAUAUAUGAAGUUGAAUCUUGCACUGUUGCUUUGCCAAUGAGAUCUCUCGGGGUGUGUUUACCCCAGAUUUACUAUUCAGGUAUAAGUUUUAUUUAGGUUAGUUUAUUUUUUAAAAUAAAGCAUUUUGAUUUC
Messenger RNA from Batrachochytrium dendrobatidis JAM81, 2587 nucleotides. RefSeq lists its product as uncharacterized. The coding region runs from base 9 to 2399 and encodes 796 amino acids. The transcript is spliced from 6 exons. Gene Ontology annotation, biological process: deoxyribonucleotide biosynthetic process; DNA replication. Gene Ontology annotation, molecular function: ribonucleoside-diphosphate reductase activity, thioredoxin disulfide as acceptor; ATP binding. Gene Ontology annotation, cellular component: ribonucleoside-diphosphate reductase complex. Lineage: Eukaryota; Fungi; Chytridiomycota; Chytridiomycetes; Rhizophydiales. The record is from RefSeq and is a predicted model, not a curated record.